Molecule: messenger RNA, 7749 nt
Organism: Vicugna pacos (alpaca)
Lineage: Eukaryota; Metazoa; Chordata; Mammalia; Artiodactyla; Camelidae
Source: RefSeq, a predicted model, not a curated record
CCGCGGCGGGGAAAGCAGCUACCCACUCCGCGGAGCGCAGACUCCUUUUUUUCCUCCUCGGGAGGGUGUCGCCACCUGGAUCGCCAAGUGUGAGGGGUCCGGGAGGCGGGGACCGGAGCACGGUGACCGGCCAUGGCUCAAGCGGCCAAACAGCUGAAGAAAAUCAAAGACAUCGAGGCUCAGGCCCUCCAGGAGCAGAAGGAGAAGGAGGAAUCCAACAGGAAGCGGAGGAACCGCUCCCGUGACCGAAAGAAGAAGGCCGAUGCUGCUACCAGCUUUCUGAGAGCAGCAAGAUCAGGUAACUUGGACAAAGCGCUGGACCACCUGCGGAAUGGGGUAGACAUUAACACCUGUAACCAGAAUGGGUUGAAUGGAUUGCAUCUGGCCUCUAAAGAAGGCCACGUGAAGAUGGUGGUGGAACUUCUGCACAAAGAGAUCAUCCUAGAAACCACAACCAAGAAGGGGAACACGGCGCUGCACAUCGCCGCCCUCGCGGGUCAGGACGAGGUGGUGCGGGAGCUCGUCAACUAUGGCGCCAACGUCAAUGCCCAGUCACAGAAAGGCUUUACCCCCCUGUACAUGGCAGCACAAGAGAAUCACCUGGAGGUGGUUAAGUUUUUGCUGGAAAAUGGAGCCAAUCAGAAUGUAGCCACGGAAGACGGCUUCACCCCUCUGGCCGUGGCUCUGCAGCAGGGCCACGAGAACGUGGUGGCACACCUCAUCAACUAUGGGACGAAGGGGAAGGUGCGCCUGCCGGCCCUGCACAUCGCGGCCCGCAAUGACGACACGCGGACGGCCGCGGUGCUGCUGCAGAAUGACCCCAACCCCGACGUGCUUUCCAAGACGGGAUUCACCCCCCUCCACAUCGCAGCUCACUACGAGAACCUCAACGUGGCCCAGCUCCUCCUCAACCGGGGGGCCAGUGUCAACUUCACGCCCCAGAACGGCAUCACGCCACUGCACAUCGCCUCCCGCAGGGGAAACGUGAUCAUGGUGCGGCUCCUGCUGGACCGCGGAGCCCAGAUAGAAACGAGGACCAAGGAUGAAUUGACACCUCUCCACUGUGCGGCUCGGAAUGGGCACGUGCGCAUCUCAGAGAUCCUGCUGGACCACGGAGCGCCCAUCCAAGCCAAAACCAAGAAUGGCCUGUCCCCAAUCCACAUGGCGGCUCAGGGAGACCACCUCGACUGUGUCCGACUCCUCCUGCAGUACAACGCAGAGAUAGACGACAUCACCCUGGACCACCUGACCCCGCUCCACGUGGCAGCCCACUGCGGCCACCACAGGGUGGCCAAGGUCCUUCUGGAUAAAGGGGCCAAACCCAACUCCAGAGCCCUGAAUGGCUUUACCCCCUUGCACAUCGCCUGCAAGAAGAACCACAUCCGAGUCAUGGAGCUGCUGCUCAAGACCGGAGCCUCCAUUGACGCCGUCACCGAGUCCGGCCUGACGCCGCUCCACGUGGCCUCCUUCAUGGGGCACCUGCCCAUCGUGAAGAACUUGCUGCAGCGGGAGGCGUCCCCCAAUGUCUCCAAUGUGAAAGUGGAGACUCCGCUACACAUGGCUGCCAGAGCAGGGCACACAGAAGUGGCCAAAUAUUUGCUCCAGAACAAAGCCAAAGUCAAUGCCAGGGCCAAGGACGACCAGACCCCGCUCCACUGUGCUGCUCGCAUCGGCCACACGAACAUGGUGAAACUCCUGCUGGAGAAUAAUGCCAACCCCAACCUGGCCACCACGGCCGGGCACACCCCUCUGCACAUCGCGGCCCGAGAGGGCCACGUGGAAGCGGCGCUGGCCCUUCUGGAAAAGGACGCAUCCCAGGCGUGCAUGACCAAGAAAGGAUUUACCCCUCUCCACGUGGCGGCAAAGUACGGGAAGGUGCGGGUGGCUGAGCUGCUCCUGGAGCACGACGCACAUCCAAAUGCAGCUGGAAAAAGUGGCCUGACGCCCCUGCACGUGGCCGUGCAUCACAACCACCUGGACAUCGUUAAGCUGCUGCUGCCCCGGGGUGGCUCCCCGCACAGCCCGGCCUGGAACGGCUACACCCCUCUGCACAUCGCCGCCAAGCAGAACCAGACGGAGGUGGCCCGCAGCCUGCUGCAGUACGGGGCCUUGGCGAACGCAGAGUCGGUGCAGGGAGUGACACCCCUCCACCUGGCUGCCCAGGAGGGCCACGCGGAGAUGGUGGCCCUGCUGCUCUCCAGACAGGCCAACGGGAACCUGGGUAACAAGAGUGGACUCACUCCCCUCCAUCUGGUCGCACAGGAAGGCCACGUUCCAGUGGCAGACGUGCUGAUCAAACACGGCGUUACGGUGGAUGCCACUACCCGGAUGGGCUACACCCCGCUCCACGUGGCCAGUCACUAUGGAAACAUCAAGCUGGUGAAGUUUCUGCUCCAGCACCAGGCAGACGUCAAUGCCAAGACCAAGCUAGGAUACAGCCCCUUGCACCAGGCAGCUCAGCAAGGACAUACAGACAUCGUGACACUGCUUCUCAAAAACGGUGCUUCCCCAAACGAGGUCAGCUCGAAUGGAACCACACCUCUGGCCAUAGCCCGGCGCCUGGGCUACAUCUCCGUAACAGACGUGCUCAAGGUUGUCACCGAUGAAACCAGUGUCGUGUCUGUCAGUGACAAGCACCGGAUGAGCUUCCCUGAGACGGUGGAUGAGAUCCUUGAUGUCUCUGAAGAUGAAGGAACCGCUCAUAUAACUAUAAUGGGGGAAGAACUUGUCAGCUCCAAGGCUGAGAAGCAGGAUUCCAGGGAAGUAGAUGAAGAGAAAGAGCUGCUGGACUUCGUGCCGAAGCUGGACCAAGUGGUGGAAUCCCCAGCCAUCCCGCGGAUCCCAUGCGUCACACCCGAGACGGUGGUGAUCAGACCCGAGGAGCCAGAACAGGCAUCUAAGGAGUAUGACGAAGACUCACUCAUCCCCAGCAGCCCAGCCACAGAGACCUCGGACAACAUCAGCCCGGUGGCCAGCCCCGUGCACACAGGGUUCUUGGUGAGCUUCAUGGUGGACGCCCGCGGGGGCUCCAUGCGGGGCAGCCGGCACAACGGCCUGCGUGUGGUGGUCCCGCCGCGGACGUGCGCGGCGCCCACCCGCAUCACCUGCCGCCUCGUGAAGCCUCAGAAGCUGCCCACGCCGCCCCCGCUGGCUGAGGAGGAGGGCCUGGCCAGCAGGGUCAUCGCGCUGGGGCCCACGGGAGUCCAGUUCUUGAGCCCUGUGAUCGUGGAGAUCCCCCACUUUGCUUCCCCCGGCCGCGGGGACCGUGAGCUCGUGGUGCUGCGGAGUGAAAACGGCUCCGUCUGGAAGGAACACAAGAGCCGCUACGGAGAAAGCUACCUGGAUCAGCUCCUCAACGGGAUGGAUGAAGAGCUGGAGAGUCUGGAGGAGCUGGAGAAGCGGAGGGUCUGCCGCAUCAUCACCACCGACUUCCCCCUGUACUUCGUGGUCAUGUCACGGCUCUGCCAGGACUACGACACGAUCGGCCCUGAGGGGGGCUCCCUGAAGAGCCAGCUGGUCCCCCUGGUGCAGGCCACCUUCCCCGAAAAUGCCGUCACCAAGAGGGUGAAGCUGGCCCUGCAGGCCCAGCCUGUACCGGAUGAGCUGGUCACCAAACUCCUGGGCAACCAGGCCACGUUCAGCCCCAUCGUCACUGUGGAGCCGCGGCGCCGGAAGUUCCACCGGCCCAUAGGGCUUCGGAUCCCGCUCCCUCCCUCCUGGACAGACAAUCCGAGGGACAGUGGGGAGGGAGACACCACCAGCCUGCGGCUGCUCUGCAGUGUCAUUGGAGGAACGGACCAGGCCCAGUGGGAAGAUAUAACAGGAACCACCAAACUCGUGUACGCCAACGAGUGCGCCACCUUCACCACCAACGUCUCCGCCAGAUUCUGGCUGUCGGACUGUCCUCGGACGGCCGAGGCCGUGAACUUCGCCUCCCUCCUGUACAAGGAGCUCACCGCGGUGCCCUACACGGCCAGGUUUGUCAUCUUCGCCAAGAUGACCGACCCCCGGGAGGGGCGUCUGCGCUGCUACUGCAUGACGGACGACAAGGUGGACAAGACGCUGGAGCAGCACGAGAACUUCGUGGAGGUGGCCCGGAGCAGGGACAUCGAGGUUUUGGAAGGAAUGCCCCUCUUUGCGGAGCUGUCUGGGAACCUGGUGCCCGUCAAAAAGGCCGCCCAACAGCGGAGUUUCCUCUUCCAGUCGUUUCGGGAGAACCGUUUGGUCAUCCCCGUCAAGGUAAGGGACAGCAGUCGAGAACCAGGAGGGUCCUUGUCAUUCCUGCGCAAGGCGAUGAAAUAUGAGGACACCCAGCACAUUCUUUGUCACCUGAACAUCACCAUGCCACCCUGCACCAAGGGGAGCGGAGCUGACGAGCGGAGGAGGACCCUGACGCCGCUGGGCCUGAAGUACAGCAUUUUCAGCGAGUCCACACUGGGUGUCCUCAGUGGCAUGGACCGAGCAGACAUGAAGAUGGCAAUCAUAUCAGAACACCUGGGCCUCAGCUGGGCAGAGUUGGCCCGGGAGCUGCAGUUCAGCGUGGAAGACAUUAACAGGAUCCGUGUGGAGAACCCCAACUCCUUGCUGGAGCAGAGCGCAGCCUUGCUGAACCUCUGGGUCGUCCGUGAAGGCCAGAACGCAAAGAUGGAGAACCUGUACGCUGCCCUGCGGAGCAUCGACCGCAGUGAGCUCGUGAACAUGCUGGAGAAUUCGAGCCGACAGAGCCGCAAUCUGAAACCAGAGCGGAGGCACGCGGAGCGGGACUACUCAUCCUCUCCCUCCCAGAUGAAUGGUUACUCCUCGCUGCAGGACGAGCUGCUGUCCCCCGCCUCCCUGCACUACGCGCUUCCCUCUCCGCUGCGCGCAGACCAGUACUGGAGCGAGGUGGCCGCCGUCAUAGACGCCAUCCCCUUGGCGGCCACGGAGCAUGACGCCAUGCUGGAGAUGUCUGACAUCCAGGUGUGGUCCGCGGGCCUCACGCCCUCCCUGGUCACUGCUGAGGACUCCUCUCUGGAGUGCAGCAAGGCCGAGGACUCGGACGCCACUGGCCACGAGUGGAAGCUGGAGGGGGCGCUCUCCGAGGGACCCCAGGGCCCCGCGCUGGGCUCUCUGGACCUCGUGGAGGACGACACGGUGGAUUCAGAUGCCACAAAUGGCCUUAUCGAUUUGCUUGAGCAAGAGGAAGGUCAGAGGUCAGAGGAGAAGCUGCCGAGUCAUGAGAGGCAGGAGGACUCGACAGGUGCAGGGCAGGAUUCAGAGAAUGAAGUGUCUCUUGUUUCAGGGCAGCAGAGGGUACAAGCCCGCAUCACAGAAUCCCCCACCGUGAGUCGGGUGACGGACUCGAGCCAGGACAGGCUGCAGGACUGGGAUGCCGAAGGCUCCAUCGUCUCCUACCUACAAGAGGCCACCCAAGGCUCCUGGCCAGAGGAGGUCCCGCGAGGCCCGCACUCAUUCCAGAGAAGGGUCAGCGCCGUCGGAGGCCUGGAGCCCAGCAGGUCCCAGGAGGACGAGGAGGACCUGGCGUCUGCAACCGAGCACGUGCGGGUGAAGCAGCCCCAGGCCGACAGCCCCCGGGCUGGCAGGGAACAGAGCCGACAGAGCCCCAGAGAGCGGCUGCAGGAGGCUGACAGCGCCUCCUCCCACGUGGCGCAGGAGAAUGAGCUUCAGAAUAUUCCAGGAGAGCAGGUGACAGAGGAGCAUUUCACAGAUGAGCAGGGCAACGUCGUCACCAAGAAGAUCAUUCGCAAAGUGGUCCGCCAGAUAGAGCCAUCCGGAGCCGAUGACACCCAGGAGCACGGGGAGGUGAUUUCUGAGGGGCCCCUGGAGGACCCUAGUGAGAUGGAGGCUGAUAUUGAUUUCUUUAUGCCGCACACCAAGGUGGAGCUGAGAGGGAGUGGCCUGCAGCCGGACCUGAUAGAGGGCAGGAAGGGGGCUCAGAUAGUGAAGCGGGCCAGCCUCAAAAGGGGGAAACAGUGAUCUCGAGCCCCUCCCUGUCAAAUGGCCUCUUUGGAGCUCCCGCACUAAACAAGCGUCAUUGUCAGUCUACUUAGUGCCGUGUUUUGUGCAUGUUUGCACAUUUCGUUGGUGAUUUUGGUCUUUGAAGCAGCCCCCGAGCCUAGUGCUGAAGUGCCGUCCAGGGUUGCUAAGAGCGUGGAGGCUUCACGUGCGGGCUGGAUGCAGGAAAUGCGUGUGUUAGAAAAGCUUCGUUCAGGCCUGGGUUCGUUACGGCACCGUUGGAUGUGAGUUCAGCAUUAAUAAAGCAACAAGCGGCAGCUGACCCUUGAACAGAGGGUUGGGACGCAGUUGAAAGUCUGAGCACUGCUCUCUCUGUCUCAGAAAUGAAGGAACUAAUGAAGCUAAAACCGUUGGGACAGAAUCCGGGGCUCAAACCCCAAUUCUUUUGAUCCUACGUGUUUGAUCUCUAGUCCGUCACAAACCUUCCCCCACCCUGAGUUAAAGACCCAUAAAAUGAAAAUUUGGGUACUAUACGUACUGAAAAAAGUCCCCGUAGGAGUGGACCCGCACAAUUCAAGCCCGUGUUGUUCAAGGGUCAGCUGCACGUUAAAUACGUUGUCUUUGAACAGAAACACACGUAACACAAGGUUAUGGCUUCACUGGUUGACAAAAAUGUUGUGACCAGAGGCUGGCAGGACCCCAGUAUGGUGCUUCCCUUGGGAGCAAUGGUCCAGGGUUGGCUAAUUCAAGGUUCCUGGUGACUUCUUUGAACGUGACUACCGGGAACAAUAGAACUGACUGCUUUGGAGACAGUGAAAGCUGGGCUGGGGUCCAGGGUUGAGGCCUGGCUCCCCCGGUUUCCAGGUUGUGUUCCCUUGCACAUCAUUUAACUGCCUGAGCUCCCGUCUCCUUGAGGGAGGAUGAACUAGUCCCUUUGAAUGUGUGUCUCACUCCUGCCAAAAGGCUUACAAGUAACCAUGGUAACCGUGAGAGCGGUUGUGCAGAGUAAGGUGAACAGGUGCUUCCUGGUGCUCAGCUAUCUGCACGUCUCACCCGGGGUGGGUCCCUAGACCUCUUUCAGCCUCGGGGUCCUAGCUGUGAAGUGGCAAUAAUGCCGGUAUUUCCCUUGUAGUGUGGCCACAGUGACCAAUGGGUUCAUGUGUGAAAGGGAUUUCUAAAUCGUCCAGUACUAAUCCACUGAUUCUCAAAAUGUCAUCCAGGCAUCCGAGAGGCUGGUUAAAAUGCAGGUGCCUGGUCCCUGCCCCAGACCUACUGAAUUAAAUCUCUGGAACUCGGGACUCUGCGUCAAGCUUGAGCGAUCUGGAUGAAUACUCAAGAGUGGGUUGUUAGGGUGGGUUCCAGUUUUCCUUCCCAAACCUCCCAGAGGUGACGGGGCAAGAGUGUAGACUUGCCCCUAAACGAAGGGGAGCUGAGAUGAGUGAUGGUUACAGUUUGCCCAAAGCUGUGGAGCACCCCAAAGAACAGAACACCCCAAUCCUAGUCGCCUGUUCUGAUGCCCCCACAGUCACUUCCAACCUUGGGAAGGAUUUUGCAUGAGGCACGAUGGGGGGAGGAGUGCUUUCCGGUCGUAUUCAAGAAGCUAGAAAAUUGCUGUGUAGCUGGGCCUGAUCAAGGGCAGUAGCAGCUGGUGGGUUCUGCCCUGGGCCCCAGUGUAGAGGUCAAGAAUUAGGGGGCCGGUGCCACCAGAAGACAGGCUGGAGCCGGCAGCCAUGUGUCCCCCUGGUUAGAGAGGACCUGCCGGGCACCUGACAGCUCUGCUUUCUGGGCCUCAGA